Molecule: messenger RNA, 2929 nt
Organism: Oreochromis aureus
Lineage: Eukaryota; Metazoa; Chordata; Actinopteri; Cichliformes; Cichlidae
Gene: oc90
Product: otoconin 90
Exons: 22
Coding region: 35-2797 (920 amino acids)
Biological process (GO): phospholipid metabolic process; arachidonate secretion; lipid catabolic process
Molecular function (GO): calcium ion binding; phospholipid binding
Source: RefSeq, a predicted model, not a curated record
UCUACAGCGACGCUCCACAAAUAAGGUACGAGUCAUGUUCCUGACGUGGAUGUUUCUGCUGUCUGCUCUUCCAAACGUGCUUUCCGCCGGCUCCAUCUUCUGUCCGGACCCGGAGGCAGAUCACAUGACUGAUUGUCUUGGGCUGCGCUUCACCUGGAUACACUCGGUCUUCGAUAACUUCCCCUCCAUGCUGAGCUUUGUGUCGAAGCUGCACUGUGCGACGGGGAUUUGCCCACAUGACCUGGAAGAUUAUGGCUGCUCCUGCAGAUAUGUGGCAGCUGGAAACCCCGUGGAUGCUCUGGACGUGUGCUGCGAGGCUCACCGGCUGUGUUACCAGAACGCUGCCCCCUGCAGGCAGGAGCUGCCGCUCGCCCCAUACAACUUCAGCUGUGCAGCAGCUGCAAACACCAGCUGCGAUGCUGCUGAUUUGUGUCAGCAGAGGUUCUGUGAAUGCGACCGAGCCGCCAUCGACUGCAUGACUCAGAGCCCGUACAACUCAACGCUGAGAGGCCUCGCCGACACGUCCUGCUCAGCUACAAAUCAAACAGUUUGGCAAAAUGGGACCAAAUCCAUGACUCGUGCUGUGGAGGACGAGGAGGAGAGUGGAUCAAAAUCACUGAUCAAUACAGAUCUGCUCGGCGGCGUCGAGGAGACAGGUGAAGUCUUCAGAGCAGCAGAUGUUCUCCCAGUAGAAAACACCUCAGAAAGCUUUAAUUUCUCCAGCUCGUUCUUCCUGUCAGCAGCAGUAACAACAGGCAGGGUGGAUAACCAGAGUGACACCAAGGCCGUGGAGUACAACCUCAGCACUCCAGCACCGCUGAUGCCUGCUGAGGACCUUGAGGAAGGCACAGGAGGUGCAGCGGAGGUGGAAGAGGCAGAGAUGACACACCUGAGUUAUAUCUCUAAAGAUCUGAAUGAGAGCGCCACAGAGGAAGCACUCGAGCAGGAAGAGAUAAAUGGGGAUCAGAUGACCCACAAUCCUCCAGCAAUCAGCCGGGAUUCAGGUUUGCGCGUUCAUGGUGAAGAGACGCCAACUGAAGCAGAAUCCAACCUGACCUCUUCACUGAGCUCUGCUGCUGAAAUCACAGAGGUGAAUGAAACGGGAACAUCAGCGCCGCUCGAUCACAUUUUACCAUCGACUCCUCCGAGAACUACAACUCCCAGAGAGCUGACAUCAGCGGCUGUGGAAGAAUCAGCCGAGACAGGUUUAGCCUCAACAACAACCAACGCGAGUCCUUCUGAGUCAUCUGAGGAGGAAGGAAAUGGGAAAGAGGAGGAGGACAAUGAAGAGGAGCAGGAGUCUGUCUUUGAUGUGCUCAAAACUACAACAAUGACAACAGCAACAACACCGUCAGCCACAAGGAAAACUCCUCACACAGGCCCACAGAUCACAACCAGAGUCACAACACAGGCCUCAACCAGCAGCUCGCUCCCACUAACCAAACCAGUGAGAACCACCACUCCUCCUGACGACUCAUCAGAGGAAGACGCCACACCUCCUCUUCCUCCUCCUCCUGCUGCUGCUGCUUUCAGUCUUCAGAGUCAAGGUGAAACGCUCCCAACAUCCGCAACAACCACAUCUUCAUCAGCGGCUUCAGUGAGAACCAUUGCAGAGACGACGCAGAGGAGACCGGCCACCUCCGUCACACCGCGUUGGGAGGUCCACACCCGAAGCACAACAGCAGCGGUUUUAAAACCUCCGCCACGCUCCACCAGCGAGGCUGGAUCCGAGGAAAAGACCGGAACGACAACGGUCAAACCUCUGAGUGUGGAAGGAGGAGAGGAGGACGACUCGCGGGAGAAAGACUCGGACGACUGGUUCACUCCUCAGAGGAGGGCGGUGCCGUUCUUCGCCUGGUCCCUGCUGGAGUCUGUUGGGCUGACCGACAUACACCUGCAGCCAGACACCAAAGCAGAAUGCAGUCACUCCUUCAGCGUGUACGCCAGCGACGGUCAGUCCAGACGGGAGAUGCCGGCGCUGGGGGAGAUGCUCCACUGCCUGACGGGACGCUGCCCACACGAGUACGAGAUGUACGGCUGCUACUGCGGACAGGAGGGCGGCGGUCAGCCUCUGGAUCAGCUGGACAGGUGUUGCUUCUUCCAUCAUUGCUGCCUGAAGCAGAUCAGCUCGAUGGGCUGCAGGCCAGAGAGGAAGCUCAACACUCAGAUCUCCUGUGAGAACGCAAAACCACGAUGUCAGGGGGUCACUGUGUGCGACAAACUGCAGUGUGUAUGCGACAAAACCACAGCAGAGUGCAUGGCGGCCGCACACUUUAACCACAGUCUGCCGACGCCGCAGUGCCACGGGCCGACGCCCCCCUGCCGCCGAGCCAGCAGACCCCCCAAACCUCUGAGGUUCUCCCCCCAGUCCAGCGAGGAGUCGAACAUGGAGGUCGGGGACGCCAGCAGUGAGGAGGACACGGCUGCAAACACACCUCCACCUCAGCAACCUCCUCACAGCCAUGACAGCUCCGACCUGAAGGACAACGAGAAGUUGACUCCUUCUGCUGGAUCACCCGGAGACGUGACACAUCCUCCUCCUCUCCCUCCCCCUCCUUCUCCUGCUGCCUCCAGUGAGGAGAGCGGGGAGCGACCGACACUCAGCGGGGUUCAAAACCAGAACCUGAGGCCGAGUGCAGGGCAGGGCCAGGGGCAGCAACCGGGAGAGAGGGAGGAGGAGGAGGAGGAGCAAGAGAGAGGAGAAGAAGAGAAGGAGGAGGAAGAGGAGGAGGAAGGUGGAAAAGAAGAAGAAGUAGAGGAAGAGGAGGAAACAGAGAAAGAGGAGGAGGAAAAAUAGAAGCUAACGAAUUCCUUCUCUGUGACAGACGUGAUGUGAUGUCAUUUUGGGGCCUUGCUGUGUCACAAGCUGGACUCAACGUUUUCUGACAUCUUUGAUUAAAAAAAAAAAAAAAGAUCAGUUUGUUUACUU